This is a messenger RNA of Sesamum indicum (sesame), 1115 nucleotides long. Its product is annotated as cystic fibrosis transmembrane conductance regulator. The record is from RefSeq and is a predicted model, not a curated record. Lineage: Eukaryota; Viridiplantae; Streptophyta; Magnoliopsida; Lamiales; Pedaliaceae.
CACAUGGCAUCUCACCUCUCUCUCUCUCUCUCUCUCUCUUAUUUUCUAAUGAUAAUAUAGUAGUAUAUUUAAUUUUUCAAAGGCCCUUAUUACCAAUCCUCUGAUUUUUCCAUUUCUUGAUUUGUUUUUGUAUUCUUCAACCACUACAAUAUCUAACUCCACCCACCACCUAUCUGUAAUCUAGCACCACUCAAUAAGCUACAAUUUGAUUUUGAUUUACCCCAUUUAUGUAGCAUGUAUGUAACUGUGCAUGUGUAAUAAAUUUGGCUUUGCAAGUUUAUAUUUAAUGGAGAAGACAAAGGGAAUCCCAACAGAAAACCAAACUACAAGCCAAGAGACUUAUCAUCUUCCUUCCUCUCUCUCUCUCUCUCUACGUUAUGGUGAGAGAAACUGAAGUCUUUUGAAAGUCCAAGAGAUCAGGACGCAGCCCUUUUGGUGUGAGUUCUUCUUUUUGGGGGAGCUAAAAUAUGGUCGGAAUUUUCUCAAGAUUUUCGGUCAGGGGUAGUCAUCGUCGGACUCAGAGUGCCCUCGAUGAGAGGGAAGUACUGCCUCCUAGCACAGAGGCAACUGCCACAGCAGGUUUAACUGCAACUGCAUCUAAUGCCACCCAUGGAAUCGAAAUUGCUGUCGAGUUUAAGCCGGUUGAACGCCCGACUGAGCCUCUUGACAAUGAUCAACCAAUCCAAUGUCCAUUACCAGAGCCUUCAAUUCUCAAUGAUGGAAGAAUAUGGAAGGAGAGAGUGUCAUCAGGCGUGCAAAGGAGGGCUGAUACGCCAAUCAUGCAGGAGCAAACCCCAGCAGCAGAACCCGAGACUCUUGGAAGAAAACCUCGGCCACCUUCCAACCGAGUCAUUCUGCCAUCAAUUAGCGCCCCGGAACACAACAUCCUGAAACUACUCGAUGAGUGCAAUGCAUCUGGAAUAUAAACUUACAAUAAAAAUCACACUUUUCGAAUUUCUUUUUUGCGUUAUAGCUGUAUAAAGGCACGACAAUGUUCAAUUUACCCCUUUGUAGCCUCGUUUCGUUCUUAUAUUGUAAUGAGUUCCACAAAUUCAUGUAUUUGUGAAUGAGAAAUUUCGUUACCACACACUUGCAUAUUUCCAGAGGUUUUGUUU